Ctenocephalides felis (cat flea) is the source of this 527-nucleotide messenger RNA. RefSeq lists its product as uncharacterized. Lineage: Eukaryota; Metazoa; Arthropoda; Insecta; Siphonaptera; Pulicidae. The transcript has 5 exons. Bases 114 to 527 code for a protein of 137 amino acids. The record is from RefSeq and is a predicted model, not a curated record.
UCCACCAUCAACGCACCGAAUAGACACCACAUCGACCUAUUCAUCUGGGACUUCUCUCUCUAAUAAUACAGUAUGUAUCUGUCUAUGACAACAAUAAUGUCUGCGUCGCUAACAUGAAUUUUUUUUUUCAGAUUCUUCCAAUUCCACCAUCAACGCACCGAAUAGACACCACAUCAACCUCUUCAUCGGGGACUUCUUUCUCUAAUAAUACAAUUCUUCCAAUUCCACCAUCAACGCACCGAAUAGACACCACAUCGACCUAUUCAUCUGGGACUUCUCUCUCUAAUAAUACAAUUCUUCCAAUUCCACCAUCAACGCACCGAAUAGACACCACAUCAACCUCUUCAUCGGGGACUUCUUUCUCUAAUAAUACAAUUCUUCCAAUUCCACCAUCAACGCACCGAAUAGACACCACAUCGACCUAUUCAUCUGGGACUUCUCUCUCUAAUAAUACAAUUCUUCCAAUUCCACCAUCAACGCACCGACCACCACAUCGACUUCUUCGUCAGAGACCGAUCAAGUAUUAA